AUGUUACCAUCCAUCAGCCUCGUCUUGUGGGCAAGCGUGGCCAUAGCCCUGACUCUGCCGCACAGUUACACUCAUACUGACAGCCACAACUACUUGCAUAGACCCACCAGUCUCCAACACAAGCACGACCGCCGUGGCGACGCAGUCUCUGACCUUCUCUACAUAGCACCCACAUCAGCCAGUUGCUCGGGCGCUGAGUUUCCCGCAGAAUGCGUCGCCUCAUCCGAAGCUAUCGCUGAAGCAAUUGUCAUUAGUUUCGCGAAAUAUAACGUCACCACGGCGCCGGAACAAGCAGCGCUGCUAUCUUGGAUGGCAUACGAGAGUGGUGCAUGGAAAUAUAACACCGACCACUAUCCCGCACCGGGUCGUCCAGGCCAGGGGACACGAAAUAUGAUGAUGCCGAAUUAUGUUCUCGAGUACGCAUCGAGUAUUGACACGUUGAGCACGCAGGUGGAUGCCGCGGGAGGAGAUGUUGGGAGAAUACUGGCGCUGGUGCAACCAGAUGAAUAUUCGUUUGCCAGUGCGGCGUGGUAUUACAGUACACAGUGUGGGGAGGGGGUGAAGGAAAGUGUUAGGCAUGAAGGGUUGACAGGGUGGCAGGCUUUUGUAAGUGAGUGUGUGGUUACGACGGUGAAUGGAGAGAGGGAGGCUUAUUGGACACGCGCGUGUGAGGCUCUGGGGGUGAGCACCUAAGCUUAGGUGUUUGAUUGGUGGGAAGGGUGGACGGCGGCACGGGUCGAUAGGCGGCCCCUGGCGGGUUCAGCCUUGUGGGAAGGGGAUGCUGGAAC
Messenger RNA from Exophiala viscosa, 788 nucleotides. RefSeq lists its product as uncharacterized. NCBI's taxonomy places the organism in Eukaryota, Fungi, Ascomycota, Eurotiomycetes, Chaetothyriales, Herpotrichiellaceae. Bases 1 to 693 code for a protein of 230 amino acids. The record is from RefSeq and is a predicted model, not a curated record. The transcript has a single exon.